Cladophialophora bantiana CBS 173.52 is the source of this 1440-nucleotide messenger RNA. RefSeq lists its product as uncharacterized. The record is from RefSeq and is a predicted model, not a curated record. The transcript is spliced from 5 exons. Bases 1 to 1440 code for a protein of 479 amino acids. Lineage: Eukaryota; Fungi; Ascomycota; Eurotiomycetes; Chaetothyriales; Herpotrichiellaceae.
AUGACACAAUUACCCUUUUCCAGGACUGAUAUCAAACAGUCCAUUCACAUAUUUCUUGAAAGAAUUUUGAACUUCAUCCCGGUUCUCAGCAAGGACGACUUUGACGCAGAAUCAUUGCUCGACAAUCAUACGAAUUUAGCCUACUGCAUUUGUUAUGUGAGCUCGUUUUUCCCUGCUGGAGGCAUCUCCACGGCAAAUGCGCUCCGAGGUCUCGUUUCGGAGUUUAUUCUUGAGAAGUGCACCAACCCGAUUAACACUUCAGCUGACAAUCUUCAAGAUUUUCGUGUUUUGAUGAUACUCUACGCUUACGCGCGACCGUCACCAGCUGGUACUGCCACCCGUCAUCCAGUUCCAACCUCAGUUCUCAAGGCAUUGGUUGAGGGACAUGUAAUCGACAUUGGCUGCCAUCGAUCCGUGGAGGGUGUGAAGAAAGACUUGAUAGCUGGUAGAAGGGACAUUAAUAAAACAAUAGAGUAUAAAAAGUACACCUAUUGGCUAUGGCUGUACACUAUGGCUCAUCACAGCCCUCCAAGUAUUCGAGGCGACGCUUCUAUCCGCAUCGCCACAAGUCUCUUAGCUGGAAUCAACAAGUCUUCUCGGACAAGCAGGCUCCUCGGAGAGGUCGAGUUGUGUUUGCUGUGGGAGAAGGCGAGUACCCUAGACUGCCGCCUAAAUGAAUGGUGGUGGGUCCCUGAAAACCUCGAAAGCCUGGACUGCUCUCCCUCUGCUGCAUUGGAAACUGCAGAGAUGGAGAUUCAAGCUUGGUGCAACAAAUGGAACGCAUUCAUAGCUCGAGGAGGCUUCGGACUUGGCCUGGAUUUCCACUUUCGUUAUGCAAGAUUCUGUAUCACUAGCUACGCGCUUCGCUUCAUCCAAGUAUCAACCGGCAAUCUUAGCGGCAGCGAAAGAGAAUCUGUCAAGCAAUGCGUGCAAUACGCUCUCGAAAUCCUAGAUUGGGCGUUGCAUCUGUCUCCCGUCAGCAAGGACACCUUGAGGUAUAUGAGUGAUUUUGGAUUUGUCAUGAUUGCGUUCGUGGCAUUGUUUGUCAUACAGGUGCACGACCGUGUUCAACCUGUUUAUGCUGAACUCAAGGACGCCUUGAAUCGGGUUGAUGCAUUGUCCAAGUUGAUGGCAGAUUUGGCAGUCAGUCCUAAUCACUGCACCGCCCAGCUUGCGCGGUCUCUGAAACAGCGCCUGUCGCAGAUGCGCCAACCUGAAUGCAGAGAAUUUCAAGGUAGAAGCAUGCAGAAUAGUACUAACGAGAGCUUCCUGAACUCCGGUCCACAGAUGCAGGAGCCCGAUGCGGAGCUGGUCAUCCACGUCACUCGAGUCGAGGGAGGUAUAGCCUCAAAUGGCUUUCUGAACGAUUCAUCCCACUGGGACCCGACAGCUUGGUUGACUGAGUUCCUCAACGACACAGCGGAUUGGAAUGUUCCAUAG